UGUAAAUUUACCUGAAUGUAAACAACACUAUUUUUUAAAAUAGGCACACACGUAUAUUCGUCAUAGCCAAGUAUUUCAAAUUACUGUUUCGUAAUAUUUUCGCCUCAAACGAAGGAUGAUUCGGAUGUCGUUUGAGCAAACAUAUAGUUAAAUACAAUAUUCUCAAACGGAAUGAACACGGGGAAACUAUUUUUGGAAGCAAGCAGAAUGAGACAGUAGAGACACAUCAUUUGGUAUGAUGUUAAAGGAAGAUUGAGUUUCUUCAUGUAUAGAUACUGAUAUUCAUCUCCAUCAUUAGCUGGGCAGAUUUGCAGUUUUUGUUUGAAGAAGUGAAAAUGUACCACCUAGAUGCACAGAGCCUGGACUACGUCCUCUUUUUCCUGGCCGUGGUCUCCAUUAUCUUCUUCUUUGUCUUCUGGACUAUAUCUAUUCUGUCAUUUAUAGGAGCGAAAUGUGUUCUGUACCGAAAGUCGGACCUGAUCUCAUUUGAUGAAGAUUUGUCGGGGGUGUCUGUCAUUAAGCCAUUAAUGGGAGUGGACCCACUGCUGGAAGAAAAUCUCGAGAGCCAUUUUACUAUGAAAUUCCCCAAUUUUGAACUCCUGUUUUGCGUGCCAGAUGAUCAGGAUCCUGCCAUUAAUCUUGUUCAAAGGCUGCAGGAAAAAUACCCUAAUGUAGAUACUCGACUCUUUAUUGGUGGAAAAGAAGGCAUUAUAAAUCCUAUGGUUUUUAACAUGGCUCCUGCAUACGAAAAUGCAAAAUAUCCCAACAUCUGGAUUAGCACAAGUCGUAUCAAAGCAUCAUCAGAAAUAAUCCUAGAUCUUGCAUGUAAACUGAAUAAACCUAAUGUAGGUAUAGUUCAUCAAAUGCCAUUUGUAACUGACCAGAAAGGAUUUGCAGCUAGUUUAGAAAAGAUAUAUUUUGGUUGUGCCUUAUCCCGAUGUUACAUAGCCCUGAACCAGUUAAAUCAAGCUUGUUGUACAGGAAUGUCUUACAUGUUCAAGAAGUCAGUUAUGGAUGAUGUCAAUGGAUUGAUUUAUUAUGGGAAAUACCUAGCAGAAGAUUUCUUCCUAACACAAGCAAUUCAUGAAAAGGGAUACAGGCUUGUUUUAUCAGCAUUUCCUGCUCAACAGAAUGUAGCAGCUCCAACCGUAAGAGCAUUCAAAGAUCGCAUGGUCAGGUGGAUCAGGCUUCGUAUUAAUAUGAUGCCAUUUGUGAGCGGUGUUCUGGAACCUCUCCAUGAUGUCCUGGUUCUCUCAUUACAUUCAUCCUGGGCAUUUUAUCACUUUUUUGGCAUUAAUCCAUAUUAUUUCUUCACAUGCCAUGUAAUACUGAUCUGUAUGUUGGAUUACAUCCAUCUACGAAAUAUACAGGGUGGACCAUUGCUGUUUUCAAAAUUCCAGUUCAUUUAUGCAUGGGUAAUCCGCGAACUUUUAUCCACAUGGACCUUUUUAGAGGCAUAUGUGAAACCCAGAACUAUAUCAUGGGGUGCACGUACUUAUCAAGUCAAGCUCGGAGGACAUACCACUCUAAUGAGAGACGAUAUGAAAAAGUGUAAAUCUUAGCUGUUUGUGCCUUUGUUGACUGCCCUAUCACUAACUUGUGUAAAUCUUAUGCAUGUACAUGUAGAGAAAGUGAAGAGACAUGUUCUUGAUGUCGGUAGAUGAGUGACAUAUCAUUUAGAAUCAUUCAUUGACAUAUAUCACUGUGUAGAUUGUGAGCCUUGGCAUAGAAUAUUAUCACAUCAACCUCGUCCCACUUGUCAACUCAGUUCAUCAGCAGAUUCAGAACCAAUACUGCAGCAAACGGAUCUGGUUAACCCAUUCAUCAGCAACAUCUUGUUAUAAACUCCAUUUGUUAUUUAUUUUUUCUGUUCAUUGAUCUUACAUGCAGAUUUUCAAAUAUACAUAAUAUGUAUAUUUGAGAUGGAUAUUGAAUAGAAACAAAAGUAUUUAAUUUCUUAUUUCAGCAUUAUUUGAUGGUAGCUAGCUUACUUAUUUCUUAUUAAAGAUGAUCUGUUUAGAAUUUUUGUUUUAUAAGAAUGAUAUUUAUUGAAAGGUUUUUUUUAUACGAAUGUUGCAUAUUCAUUACCAUAUACUUGAUAUUUUUAGAGCUAGUUACAUGACUGAAAUACAUCUAUUACACUGCAGUGUACGAUACCCUAUUAGUAUUAGAUAAUUAGUACCUUGCAUUUCAUCUACUUAAUAUAUUCAGUAUUUCAAAAUCUUUUUGCCAUCAUUACCUUGUAAAUCAUUAAAUGUACUUCAUUUUGGUAGGCAGAUUCAAUAGCAUGUUUCAAACUUUUUUGUGCAAGAUUAUAGAUAGACAAAAUUAUGGUUUCCCUGAUAUAUGAAUAUCAUUUUCUAUAUUGUUGAAAAUUUAUUGACAAGAAUUUUGAUUGUCUAAUCUAUCAUUGCAUACUGUAAUCUAAUAUUGCAUACCAUUUCUACAAAGAAUGUGCUACAUGUACUUUCAUGUUAUUCAGAAUUCUAUGUUUGUUGGGUAUUUCCUUCCUGUGUCUUUACUCGUACAUGUAGCUUUAUAUAAACUUUAUUCUUGUCAGGACAUACAUGGAAUUUAUAUAAUUAUACAUUAUCCUGUUGAAAAUAUUUUCAUAUUCAAAUUUUUGUUGUUGUUGCAUUUUAUGGAUUUAAAAUUUUUGGUGGUUUGCAGACAGAUCUAUUUUUACUUGUACAUUAAAUCAAGUUACUCAUUUGAAUUUGAUGAUGUACAUGUAAAUUAAUUAUUUAUGUUCCCCAGAUAAAAUUUGGGAACAUAUUGUUUUUACUCGGUUUCUUCUGAUUAUCCUUAUUUGUCUUUGUCACUUUUUUUGUCUGGGAUGGUUCUCAAAAACUACACGUUCAGGCAUUAAGAUGAAACCAUUUUAGGAUGAUAGUACAUGUACAUUGUAUAUCAUUUGUAGAUGUGCAGGACGAAUGUCGUUUUGUCUGAACAAGCAUUUGAUUUUUGGUAUACAUGUACUAACUUUGGAAUCAGUCGAACUUUUUGGUUUUACCAUGAAGUUGUUUGAAAUCUAUGCUACAUGUAUUAUCUUGAGACUGUAAACUUAUUAAUUGGCAUAUGGUCAAAAUCACCAACAUACACAUGCAUGCAUAUGUGUUUUGUUUUAAUUGGAUUUAGAUUUUUAAAAAGCAUAGAUGACACAUGUCAAAUAUCUAUGGAUUGGUAUACAUGUACUAAGAAAUGCAUGUUGCUGCAUCAUAUGUUGAAGGUGUCAUCUUUUGAAGGACCAUCACCUUUUUGUUUUUCUUCACAAUCGUUUGAACUUUGUGUUGUAGACGUGUUGUGGUACUCCUUACCGUCUGCUGUGGUCAAAAUUUACUUGCGAUCACGUGCAUGCACACAUGCUUAAUUCUGAUUGGAUGGUUUUUGAUUUAUCAUACUUUUCUAAUAAUUGAAGGAAACAGUAUGGAAUUUAUGCUGUAGGUACAUGAUAGGAAUGCCUUUUGAGACAUAUUCAUAUGCACAUUCAUUAAAUAGUUUUCAUUCAAUUUUGGGGAACUAAAAUGGCCAUAACCUAUUGAUAAAAACACUCAUUUCACUACAGGUUUUUGAUAUCAAUUGCUUGAUGAAUGGUGUAAACAAAAAUUGUUAAAUCAAUUUGCAUGUGAGUGAAUGUGUGUGCAUUGUAAAAAAUUUUAGCAUUUAAAAUCAAGUAUUAAUAGAUCUAUAGCAUUUUUAGAUUUCAAUGAAAUUUUUUGAAUUAAAGAUAUAUACUUGGACUCUCUACUGAGUAGUGUAGUCAUAAUCACUUACACACACAUGCAAGCACAAGCAUUCAGUUUUCAGUGGCUAAUAAAAACCUGUAACAUACUGUCUUAUGAAUGAGAAAAAUAGAAUGAUAUUGACAUAGGUAUACUAUAUACUACAAAAAUGUAAGAUGGUUAGGUGUAUGCAGUUGCACCUCCUAUUUAGACUCGCUCUUAUUUCCUCACUUUUCAUUGAAAUCUCUUGAAAUUCAUGUUGAAUUUAUAUUUUAAGACUUAAUUGUAACAUAUUGCUAGGAUCAAUUUUUUUUUUUACAAGCAGGUGCAUGCACGUGCACUGAAUUUUGAUUGGAUGAUACCUUUACUUCUAUUACAAAUUGUUUCUUAAUAAAAUGAUAUAAGUAUAUAUUGAAACGCUUCACUUAGUGGCGUUGUUAAAAUCAAAGGUAUCGUGUAUGCAUAUGCUUAAUUUUUGAUUGGUUAAUACAAUGUAGGUCAAACUUAUUUAACUUUCUUGGUUUUUCAAUAAAUUGCUUUGAAAAUUAUGCUGUAUAUACUGAGACACUUGACGGAUUGGUGUAGGGAAAGUUACUGACCUCCUAGGAAGUGCAUGCUCAUUGGAUCGAUUUUGAUAGGAUAAUGCCUUAAUUUGUAUAGCUCUUCAAUAGAUGAAGGAAAUAAGGUGAAAAUUUCACUGUAUAUAAUGUGAAUUGAACGAUUCAAUGGAACUUACUAAAACAAAUGGCACCACUUUUAAAUGGGGGAAUAUUUGGGAAACAUCAAUAACGAUCGAUCCCCAUUACAAUAAGCAUUCCUUGUUGUGUACUUGGUAUCAAGCAUAUUAAUUGUACAAGUUGUGGUAGUAAUUGCGUAAAAAAUAGAUAUUGCUCACACCAAAGAAUCUCUGCAUCUUGUAGAUAAGUAUGUUAAUAUAUGGAGUAUAUAAAGGCAUUUGUACAUAUCAUACACUGAAGUACAUGGUGAAGGUUAGCCCAGCUGACAUUUAUAGGUGUUUAAAAGAAAGUGCAUAAAGCCAAAAGUGUAUAAAGAAAUUUUCUAUGCAUCUUUUUUGUACUGCAUUAUGAUUUCAACCUUUGAGAAAUCCAGGAUAUACUGGUGUAGAUCAGUUUGUAGCUAGCUUUGCAUAAUAUUUCAUAUAAUCAUACAGAGGAAUGUAACUCAGUAUAGUAUUCACAUUGUGCCAAGGAUUAUAACACAGUAAUCCUCACGUUACAUUGAGGAAUAUAACACUCAAAAUUCUUUGAUAUAGAUAUGACGAUCUGUUUCUUUUACUGGUUUUAGUGUGAUAUAGCAUUUAGAGCCAUCAUUUAUUAGAUGUCCAUGUAGAAGUUGCAUUAGUGCAUUUGUCAUAAGCAGUAUGAUUUAAUGGUAUAAGAUAUAUUGGUGAUAUAUUUUAGUUGCAGGAGGGAUGUAAUUAUUUGAUAUUGAGAAAUUUUAUUUUAAACAUGCAUGAAAGUUCAAGACAUAUUCCAAUAUUUUUUUUAUCUAUUACAAGCCUUACAAAUGGAUGUUUGUAAAAUUUACAACGUACAGUGAGAGUGAGGAGACAUAUAGUUACAUGUAUAAGUAUCAAUAAAGUUGUAUGUUCAUAUAUACCACAUAUCAGUUCAAUGAUAAUAGUAAAAAUUGUUUUUGAUUUUCUUACAUUUUGUAGGACAGUGAAGUUGUUUUCUUAAGAAGAAGAAAAAAGCAUCUUUAUAAAUGUAUUUCAUCACAAAAAUAUAUUUUACUGAAAAAAAUUUCUCUGGAACAGCAAAAACAUGACAUGUAUAAUAAAUGUGGUACAGCAAUCCCAUCUGUAUCAGAAUGAAAUCAGUUUAUAACUAUUGAUGCCACUGAUGAAUGAGUGGCAUUAACUUGCAGACGGACAUUAAAAAUGUUUGAAAUUUUGACCACCAUUAUCGAUGAUAUUAUGUUGUACCCUUUGAACCAUUAGAUAAAAGUUGUCUGUACACGUAUUUUACAUGUUAUUGAUUAAACAUACAUGUAUUCUGUUA
This is a messenger RNA of Ostrea edulis (European flat oyster), 5743 nucleotides long. RefSeq names its product ceramide glucosyltransferase-like. Gene Ontology annotation, molecular function: ceramide glucosyltransferase activity. The record is from RefSeq and is a predicted model, not a curated record. The transcript is spliced from 11 exons. Bases 336 to 1562 code for a protein of 408 amino acids. Gene Ontology annotation, biological process: glucosylceramide biosynthetic process. NCBI's taxonomy places the organism in Eukaryota, Metazoa, Mollusca, Bivalvia, Ostreida, Ostreidae. Gene Ontology annotation, cellular component: membrane.